Molecule: messenger RNA, 1760 nt
Organism: Venturia canescens
Lineage: Eukaryota; Metazoa; Arthropoda; Insecta; Hymenoptera; Ichneumonidae
Product: BAG family molecular chaperone regulator 2
Exons: 3
Coding region: 214-771 (185 amino acids)
Biological process (GO): protein stabilization
Molecular function (GO): protein-folding chaperone binding; adenyl-nucleotide exchange factor activity
Source: RefSeq, a predicted model, not a curated record
UAGUCGAAAGCGCUGGUUCAUGGGUAAAUUUUCCGUUACCCGCGGCCCUUCUGUUUAACGUUUAUCGAGUAAUUAUCUAUACUAGACCGUGAAAUAAUUGUGUUCAUAUUCAAUCGUACGAAAGUGCGAAUAAAAAAGAAAGAGGUUCGCCAAUUUCUAUUGCACGCGCGGGUGAAGAGACAAUAAGUCUAUACAAUUUCGUUUUACUUAAGUAUGGAAAGUCCGUUACCUCACAUAAUGGAGGGUAGCGACAGUGAAUACUCUAACAAACCAAAAGACAGGUUAUUGAGCCUUCUCGAUCAGGUGGAGAUGAGAGUGGAGCAACUACGUAAGGAUGCGGUCAGACUCGAGGAAGAAAAGGACGCUAUGCUUACUACUCUUGAUACACUGCGCAACAACGAGAUGCUUAUCGCACUCGAGGAAGGUGAUCGUGAUGAUGUUCUACGUUAUGCUGACAGACUUUCCAUGCGAUGUCUCACUGUUGACGUUUUAGUCAAAAUCACACGUGAUCAGAUCCAAACUGAUGCUCUCUAUCAGGUAAACGGAUUGAUUGACACUUUAGUGGUUGGAUUGAGAAAUGAUCCGUUUGGGACUCGACAACGCUGCGCUGCUUUUAUGAAUGCUUGUUCAUCCCACGGUAUAGGACAUUCGGACAAGAAUUUCGAAUCUGCGAUAUUGGGUUGUACCUUGGACGAUCAGAAGCGAGUUAAGAAAAGGCUUCAGGGUCUUCUCGACUACAUCGACAAGAUGCACACGAUAGAAUUGCAAUGAGCGUAAAUUCGUCAUCGAGAAAAAGCGUUCGAUCCGCACUACGCAUUUUUACUACCAAACGGCCGACUUCGUUAAGAUUUAACAGUUUGUAUGAAGAAGCAACGAAAUUCGUUUAGAAUCGGUUGUUACCAAUAUGAAGUGCGAAAACGGAAGAACCAAAUCUGCCCACCGUGGACAAGUGUGCUUUUAAAACAGCCGUAAUUUUCUAAGUUGCGAGUUACGAUAGAUGCGACGUUACUAUUUCUACUAUUUCCUCUAUGUUCUUGGCUCGAAAAUCAAGAUAAAAUAUAACGACAUUGUUGCGAGAAAGACAAAAGUUGAUUAGUUAUCAAAGCCCCUCGUGUCGUUCAUAACUUGGAUUAUUACAUUAAAUUUGCUCGUAAAGACAGAAAAACGAUUCCAGUAUUUGCGUCAAUAUCCUGAAGAUGGAUUCAGUAAGGUUUAAACCUUUAGUCACGUCGAUUAAUUCGAAUCUUUAACAUCCUUCAGAUUUUGGGCAUCUUUAUUAGCACGUUAUGCAGCGCCUUGAAGUGCGCGUACCCUGAAAUAUUAUAAUUGUUAUAUCCGUUAAUACGAUAUUGAGAGAGGAAGGGCUGGCCAUUUAUUUAUUCAUUGUUACACCUUACGUGACCCGCCAAAGCAGUUGCUUCAUUUCAUCUCACAAAAAAUGUUUGAAUUUUCUGCUGCCCACAUCCCACCGUUUCCAUCGCCGGGACUCGUCGAUUAUCGAUACUUUCGUCUCUUCUAUUUUGUCUUCUCAAUAUUCAGAGUAAUUCCUUGUCAAUAAACAAGAAAAAUGAGUUUGUUCCAAAAAUACCAUAAGUUAAGCCUUUGAGGCUGAUAUCAUAAAAGAUUCACCGUCCGUUUGAAGCUGGUACUUUUACCGCAUCGAGAAUCAAAGUCCGUAUAUUCCAUGGGGAAACAAAUCGUUGCGACAUUUAUACAAUUUUUAUCGUCAUCUCUGUGAUAAUAAAGAUUUUCAUCCUGAA